GCCUACAGCUCUGCCCCGCAACGCGGCUGCAGUUUUCAAACCUCAACUGUAACCUUCCGUCACCGUCUUCGCCGCCGUAGCCGGGAGCCACCUCACGGGGAGGUCAGGUCACAACUGUUGGCCGUUGUCCAGAAGAGUAAAAGUGGGUCCUGCCACGCUUGGAGCUACCCGGCACCUCACGGAGCUAGAGCUGGAGAACGCGUCUUGUCGUGCCCACCUGCGUGGGGCGGGACUGGAGCCCCCUUGGAGGGGGCAGCAUCGGGAGAACCUGCUGCUGCCUGAGCGGUAAAAAUAAGUGACUGAAGAAGCCUACCUGAGAGUCAUCUAACAUGUCGAGGAGAAGAUUUGAGUGUCGAAGUAUUUCGGGCUUGCUAACUACAACUCCUCAAACUCCAAUUAAAAUGGAAAACUUUAGUAAUUUUUAUACACUUACAUCCAAAGAGCUAGGAAGAGGAAAAUUUGCUGUGGUUAGACAAUGUAUAUCAAAAUCUACUGGUCAAGAGUAUGCUGCAAAAUUUCUGAAAAAGAGAAGAAGAGGACAGGAUUGUCGAGCAGAGAUUCUGCAUGAGAUUGCAGUACUUGAAUUGGCAAAGUCCUGUCCCCAUGUAAUUAAUCUUCAUGAAGUCUAUGAAAAUACAAAUGAAAUCAUUUUGAUAUUGGAACAUGCUGCAGGUGGAGAAAUUUUCAAUCUGUGUUUACCUGAGUUGGCUGAAAUGGUCUCUGAAAAUGACAUUAUCAGACUCAUUAAACAAAUACUUGAAGGAGUUUAUUAUCUACAUCAGAAUAACAUUGUACACCUUGAUUUAAAGCCACAGAAUAUAUUACUGAGCAGCAUAUACCCUCUUGGGGACAUAAAAAUUGUAGAUUUUGGAAUGUCUCGAAAAAUAGGGAAUGCAUGUGAACUUCGGGAAAUCAUGGGAACACCAGAAUACUUGGCUCCAGAAAUCCUGAACUAUGAUCCUAUUACCACAGCAACAGACAUGUGGAACGUUGGUAUAAUAACAUAUAUGUUGUUAACUCAUACAUCCCCAUUUGUGGGAGAAGAUAAUCAAGAAACAUACCUCAAUAUUUCCCAAGUUAAUGUAGAUUAUUCAGAAGAAACUUUUUCAUCAGUUUCACAGCUGGCUACAGACUUCAUCCAGAGCCUUUUAGUAAAAAAUCCAGAGAAAAGACCAACAGCCGAAAUCUGCCUUUCUCAUUCUUGGCUCCAGCAGUGGGACUUUGGAAACUUGUUUCACCCUGAAGAAACUUCCAGUUCCUCUCAAAGUCAGGAUCAUACAGUAAGGUCCUCUGAAGACAAGACUUCUAAACCCUCUUGUAAUGGAACCUGCAGUGACCGAGAAGACAAAGAGAAUAUCCCGGAGGAUAGCAGCAUGGUGUCCAAAAGGUUCCGCUUUGAUGACUCAUUGCCCAAUCCCCAUGAACUUGUUUCAGAUUUGCUCUGUUAGCACUUUUCUCUUUGACUCAUUUGAACUGAAUGUCGGAUUUGAAAUCCACUUCAGUGUGAGAUUGUGGUUUAUAGCUUCAUAUAUGGCAUGUUUAUAGCUUCAUAUAUGGCAUGUUUAUAUUGUAAAUGCACUUUAGCAUAGAAGAAUUUAGGGAAGUGUUUUAAUGCUAAAUUACUAGUUACUAGCAUAAUUUCAUUUCCUGUACUGAGAUAUCAGCUCUCAAAGAAAAUAUUUAAAUAUGUGACAAAAAAUAAAAUUGUACAUGUGAGUUUACAUGUUAAUGAAAGAAUUCAAGUUCAAAUGGAUUUAUUAAAAUGUUUUACAUAUCAGGAAAAGUAACUUGGGUUAUAUUAUGGUUGAUGUAAACAGAACAAAAUGAAGACAUUUGAAUUUAAUAGAUUCUCCAAGGUAAGUUCUAUACCAUGCCUCUAUUGACAAAAUUUUGUUUAGGAUAACAAUGUCAAGUUUAUAUAAGAAUAUACAUUAUUUUAUAGAUGCUCAAGAGAUAUUUUACACUUGAAAAUGUUUUUCAAUCAUGGAUAUUUUGAAACUGCAUAAGAUUUCCAUUACAUAUGGUCUGCUAUAUGAGACAGGUCCUUUAACCAGAGCAGAGAGGGGGUUAGAAACUAGAUUAGGGAUAUUCUAUACAAGUUGAAGCAGAGGAAAGAGCAGCAUGGCAUCAUUUUUAACUCAAAUGUCUUUUGCCCAUUCUCAACAUACGUCAGAUUUAACAAGGUGUAAAAGAUGGAGAAUACAGGGUACAGAGGUGUAGAGGAUUUUCAUCCUCCAGAAUCUCUAGAGUAGAAGAUGCUUAGGUAAAACUGAGUAUGCUCUGUUUUCAGUCAACCAAACAUAUUUAUUAAUUGAAUGUAGAAGAAAGUGCUGACAGACUUAUGCAACUUACAGAAUUUUAGGUAUCUUCUAACUCUUAGAAUAGAAGCCAAUUAUUCAGAGUUCUAAAAGGAUGCAUAAAAAAUAUCAUGGCACCAGUAGUACUAUUAACACAGUGCCAGAGUCAGCAGUAGCAAGGUGGAUAUGCUCAUAAAGCAGGAUGACAUCAAGCUCUUCUAAAGUUCUUGUGUAAAAUUCCUAGUGAGUGAGGAGGCUUAGCAGGAGAUCUGCAGAGUGGCAUUUAAUGGUCUUUUGCUGGGGCCAGUGCAAGUCACAGUCUAGGGACAGCAGAAUGUUUGAUGGGUGGCCGGUGACUAUGUUUGGUCCUAAUUGGCCGGAGGCAGGGAAGAUUUACUCCUUUUUGAGUAAUCUUUGAUGACUUUCCACCUGGAGACUAUUAAAAACUCUGUUAUGUUACCAUGUUAAGAUAACUGUAAAUUCAUGACCAUGUUACUGUAUCAAAAGAAAUUAGGUUUUGUCAAAAGAAAUCCUUUGGUUUUUUCCGUUUGAAUUAUAUAUUACUGUAAAAGCUUUGACUUCUUGAAACUUGGUAAGACUCCAAAUAACUUAAAACUGUUUUUAAUAAUGGUCAGAUCACUUUACUUGGGUAAAUGAAUUCUUUUUACAUCCUCA
Globicephala melas (long-finned pilot whale) is the source of this 2972-nucleotide messenger RNA. It is a transcript of the gene STK17B, whose product is annotated as serine/threonine kinase 17b. NCBI's taxonomy places the organism in Eukaryota, Metazoa, Chordata, Mammalia, Artiodactyla, Delphinidae. The record is from RefSeq and is a predicted model, not a curated record. Gene Ontology annotation, molecular function: protein serine/threonine kinase activity; ATP binding. Gene Ontology annotation, biological process: positive regulation of apoptotic process; intracellular signal transduction; protein phosphorylation. Gene Ontology annotation, cellular component: nucleus.